UAUGCUAAAUAACGACCCCUGUUUUUAAGUUUGUUCCAAGAUGUGAAGCAGAGAGAUUUGUCUGGAUUAUUGAAACCUCUUCCAUUGAAGCUUCAGCAGAAGGCUUUUGAGAAUGUAUACCUCAGAGUGCAAGAAGGAAUGAGAGAUCUGGCACAGGCAAAUGAUGAUGAUGAUCUUCUGGACAAGGAAUGUAAUAGAAAAGCUGUUCUGUUGACGCUGAUAACUAUGGUUUUAUGCUGCAGUCCUGUGUGUGAAAAGCAGGCUUUGUUUGCUAUUUGCCAGUCUGUAAAAGAGAAUGGAUUAGAAGCUCAGCUCAUUAAAAAGGUUUUGGAAAGAGUGUCUGACAUUUUUGGCUAUAGAAGUAUAGAAGACUUCAUGAAUUCCCACUUAGACUAUCUGGUGCUGGAGUGGCUGAGAAUGAAAGAUAGUGGGUACACCCUAUCUGCUUUUCCUUAUGUUCUUCUGAACUACUCUAGCCUGGAGGAGUUCUACAAGUCUUGUUAUAAAGUUCUGGUUCCACACCUGGUCAUUAGAAGUCAAUUUGAAGAUGUGAAAUCCAUAGCGAACAGAAUUGAAAAAGACUGGAGGAACAUUCUUUCAGACUGCUUUCCAAAGAUACUUGUAAAUAUUCUGCCGUAUUUUGCCUAUCAGAGCAAUGGAGACAGUGAAAUAGUACAGCAAAGAGAGACAGCUUGUAAAGUUUAUGACAUGCUUACUGAUGAAGACUGCUUAGGCAAACAGCAAAUUGACAAUUUGUCUCACAGUAACUUUCCAGAGAUUGUGCUAGAGCUGUUGAUGACCUUACAUGAGCCAGCCAACACUGAGGCAGGAGAAGGAUCUCACUUAAGUAAAUUUACAGGGGACCUGGACCCUGCUCCUAAUCCUCCUCAUUUUCCAUCUUAUGUGAUCAAGGCAACCUUGGAUUAUAUUAGCAGUUGUCAUAAAGCCAAGUUAAAAAGUCUUGUAGCUGUUCUUUCUAAAAAUCCUGAUUCGUUCCAGAAAAUCCUACUAGCCAUAUGCAAACAGGCAACUGAUACAAACAAUAUUUACAAAAAACACAGAGUUCUUAUUAUUUAUCACUUGUUUGUUAAUUUGUUACUUAAAGAGAUAAAAGAUGGCUUAGGAGGAGCUUGGGCCUUUGUUCUUCGUGAUGUAAUUUAUACCCUGAUUCACCACAUCACCAACAGACCCAUUGCUGUCAGGGAUGUAUCCAUGCGCAGCUUUUCACUCUGUUGUGACCUUCUAAACCGUGUCUGCCAUGCAGCAGUCACGUAUUGUAAGGAUGCCCUAGAGAGUCAUCUUCAUGUUAUUGUAGGCACGCUAAUUCCCCUUGUUGGUGACCAACCUGAGAUUCAGGAACAGGUCCUAGAUUUGUUGAAGUACCUAGUGAUAGAUAACAAGGAUAAUGAAAACCUGUACCAAACAAUCAAGCAUCUAGAUCCUUUUCCUGAGCAUCCAGUUUUUAAAGAUUUGUGCACUACUCAACAAAAGAUCAAAUAUAGUAAAGGACCAUAUUCACUUUUGGAGGAAAUUAACCAUUUCCUGUCAGUAAGCGUCUGUGACUCGCUGCCAUUGACAAGACUUGAAGGAUUACGUGACUUACGCAAACAGCUGGAACAACAUAAAGAUCGGAUGAGGGACCUUAUAAAAGACUUCCAAGAGAAUCCAGUGAAUUAUGUAAUUGUGAAGUUGGUAGUGAGCUUGCUACAAAUAUCCAAGAUGGCAAUUAACCACCCAGGUGAAAAGGCAGUUCUAGAGGCUGUUGGAAGUUGCUUGGGAGAAGUGGGUCCUAUUGACUUCUCAACCAUAGCUCUUCAGCAUAGUAAAAAUGUAUCAUAUUCUAAGGCAACUGAUUUAUUUGAAGAUAGAAAACUUCAGUUGGUAUUCAUAAUGCUGACUCAAAUAAAUAAUGCCUUGAUUGAUGUUUGUAUUAAUGUUCGCUCUGCUGCUGCUUCCUGUUUGAAAAACAUUUUAGCGACAAAGACUGGUAACAAAUUUUGGGAGGCUUACAAAGACAAAGCUGAUCCCAUGUUAAUAUAUCUACAUCCUUUCAGAAUGUCCAGGAAGAAGUUUUUGGAAGUGCCAGACACUGAAAAAGAGACUCCUUCAGAAGCCACAGAUGAUGCAAAUCUGUGGAUUCCUCAGGGUGUAAGUCAUGAGACUUGGAUAAAGAACCUGACUUGUUCAUUGCUGAAUGGUGGAGGAGUGAAAGACGAAGUUCUUCUGUUACUAAAGCCAAUGUGUGAGGUGAAAACAGACUUCUGUCAGACUUUGCUUCCGUAUUUGAUUCAUGAUAUCCUGCUUCAUGAUUCAAAUGAAUCUUGGCGCAACCUUCUAUCUGUACAUAUCCAGAGGUUUUUCACAACCUGUUGCAGAUGUGUGUCAUCCUCUAGUAGAUCAACGACACCUGCAAAUUCAGAUUCAGAACCAGAAUCCCUUGUUCGUAGAAGUUUGGAUAAAAUAUCUCAGCGAACAAUGCUUACUGUUGUUGACCACCUGAGAAGACAAAAAAGAUCUCUUUCAGGUACCAUUUUUGAUGACAGCUUCUGGUUGGAUCUAAAUUAUCUUGAGGUUGCCAUGGCAGCACAGUCUUGUUCUGCUCACUUCACAGCCUUACUCUAUGCAGAAAUCUAUGCAGACAAGAUAAACACAGACAAACAACAACAAAGAUCAGCUUUGAAAGCUUCCAAAAAUUUAAUGUUUGAAGAAGGAAGUCAAGAUCCAACUAUUGCCCGUUUGAGUGAGAAAAGUAGAGAAGAAACUGGAAUAAGUUUACAGGAUCUUCUCAUGGAAAUAUACAGAAGUAUAGGAGAGCCUGAUAGUCUCUAUGGCUGUGGGGGAGGAAGAAUAUUACAGCCUUUAGCCAGGAUAAGAACAUAUGAGCAUGAGGCCGCAUGGGGAAAGGCCCUUUUAACAUAUGACCUUGAGGCAAGCCUCCCUUCGUCUGUGUGCCAAGCAGGAAUAAUAGAGGCCUUGCAGAAUUUUGGACUUUGUCAUACGCUUGCCACCUAUUUAAAAGGAUUGGAGCAUGAAAACACAGAGUGGUGUGCAGAACUAGAGGAGAUUCGCUACCAGGCAGCUUGGAGGAACAUGCAGUGGGGCCACAUCCCUUCAGUCAAAGAUGAGGCAAAAGGACCAAGUUACCAUGAAUUGUUGUAUGAUGCUCUGCAGUCUUUAAGAGAUAGAGAAUUCUCUACUUUCUAUGACUGUCUUAAGGAAGCCAGGGUGAAGGAAGUAGAGGAGCUGUGUAAAGGCAGUCUUGAGUCUGUAUAUUCAUUAUAUCCAACACUGUGUAGAUUACAGGCAGUUGGAGAACUGGAAAACAUAGGACAGAUUUUCUCCAGAUCUGUUACUAACCAGCAACUUGCUGAGAUUUAUCUGAAGUGGCAGCGACACUCCCAGCUUCUUAAGGACAGUGACUUCUGUUUCCAGGAACCUGUCUUGGCUUUACGCACUGUAAUUCUAGAGGUCCUACUUGAGAAGGAAACAGAGAAUUGCAAAAGAGAAUGCAUCAAAGAUAUUCUCACCAAACAUUUAGUGGAGCUGUCCAAAUUGGCACGAACUGCAAAAAACACUCAGCUUCCUGAAAGAGCAAUGUUUCGGAUCAAACAGUGCAAUCCAGCUAGGUAUGGAGUCUCUGAGUGGCAACUGGAGGAAGCUCAGGUUUUCUGGGCCAAAAAAGAAGAAAGCCUUGCAUUGAGUGUUCUCAAGGACAUGAUCAAAAAAUUAGACACAGACUGGUUCCAGGUUGAGAAUGAUCCACGCCUAAGACUUAUGUAUACAGAGUGUGUGAGGUUAUGUGGUAACUGGUUGGCAGAAACAUGCUUAGAAAACCCUACUGUUAUCAUGCAGAAAUACUUAGAAAAGGCAGUGGAAGUUGCUGCAGGCCAGAGUGGAGACAGCAGUGAUGAGCUAAAGUGUGGAAAAAUGAAGGCGUUCCUCUCUUUGGCUCGUUUCUCUGAUACUCAGUACCAAAGAAUUGAAAACUACAUGAAAUCCUCAGAGUUCGAAAAUAAGCAAGCGUUGCUGAAGGCGGCCAAGGAGGAGGUUGGCCUCAUAAGGGAAUGUAAAGUUCAGACAAACAGAUACACAGUGAAGGUUCAGCGAGAGCUGGAACUCGAUGAAUGUGCAAUUAAUGCACUGAAAGAGGAUUGCAGACGCUUUUUGUGCAAAGCCAUAGAGAACUACAUCAGCUGCUUACUGAGUGGAGAAGAACAUGACAUGUGGAUCUUCCGCCUCUGCUCGCUCUGGCUUGAGAACUCUGGAGUCCCUGAAGUCAAUGGGAUGAUGAAGAAAAAUGCAAAAAAGAUUCCUUCAUACAAGUUUCUUCCUCUGAUGUACCAACUGGCUGCUCGAAUGGGAACUAAGAAGAUGGGUGGUCUAGGAUUCCAUGAAGUUCUGAAUAAUCUAAUAUCUAGCAUUUCACUGGAUCACCCGCAUCACACUUUGUUCAUAAUAUUGGCUCUGGCAAAUGCCAAGAAGGAUGAACUUCUGACAAAACCAGAGACAAGAAGAAGCAGUGCAUUAGUAAAAAAUGCACCGAAAGAAAUCUCCCCACUUGACAUGGAUCGUAUGGAGGCUGCUAACAACAUCAUUAAUAUCAUAAAAAGUAGGAAGGCUUCUAUGGUCAGAGGUGUUGAGGCACUUUGUGAUGCUUACAUCACAUUGGCAAAUUUAGAUGCUACUCCGUGGAAAUCUCAAAGAAAAGGCAUCAGUAUUCCAGCUGAGCAGCCUAUUACUAAACUAAAGAACUUGGAGGAUGUAGUUGUUCCCACCAUGGAAAUUAAGGUGGAUCCCACAGGGAAAUAUGAAAAUUUGGUGACAAUAAGGUCAUUCAAGCCAGAAUUUCGCUUAGCAGGAGGCCUGAACCUGCCUAAAAUAAUUGAUUGCAUAGGCUCAGAUGGAAAAGAGAGAAGGCAGCUGGUCAAGGGCCGGGAUGAUCUGAGACAGGAUGCUGUUAUGCAGCAGGUUUUCCAGAUGUGUAAUAUGCUACUUCAGCAAAACACUGAAACCAGAAAGAGAAAGCUAACCAUCCGAAGAUACAAGGUUGUUCCCCUUUCUCAGAGAAGCGGAGUCCUUGAGUGGUGCUCAGGGACGACUCCCAUUGGCGAGUUCCUUGUGAAUCCUCAAGAAGGAGCUCACAGUAGAUACAGGCCAAAAGACUACAGUAGUCUUCAAGCUCACAAGGCUAUGAUGGAUGCCCAAAAAAAGCAUUUUGAGGAGAAGUAUAUCGUCUUUAUGGACAUCUGCAAGAAUUUUCAACCUGUGUUUCGCUACUUCUGCAUGGAAAAAUUCCUGGACCCAGCUGUUUGGUUUGAGAAGCGAUUGGCUUAUACUCGCAGUGUUGCUACAUCCUCUAUUGUUGGCUAUAUACUGGGACUUGGAGACAGACAUGUUCAGAAUAUCUUGAUUGAUGAGCAAACUGCAGAACUUGUACACAUAGAUCUGGGAGUUGCUUUUGAGCAAGGUAAAAUCCUUCCUACACCAGAAACAGUUCCUUUUAGAUUAACGAGAGACAUUGUGGAUGGAAUGGGCAUCACUGGCGUGGAGGGAGUCUUCAGAAGGUGCUGUGAGAAAACGAUGGCUGUGAUGAGAAAUUCGCAAGAAGCUUUGCUAACUAUUGUAGAGGUACUGCUGUAUGACCCCCUCUUUGACUGGACCAUGAAUCCUCUGAAAGCACUGUAUUUGCAACAGAGACCAGAGGAUAAGGCUGACAUCCGUACCACUCUAAACGUUGAUCAUCAGCAGUGUAACAGAAAAGCCAAUGAUCAGAGUUUUAACAAAGUGGCAGAACGUGUCCUGAUGAGGCUUCAGGAGAAACUGAAAGGUGUAGAAGAAGGGAUAGUGCUCAGUGUGGGAGGACAGGUGAACCUUCUAAUACAACAGGCCAUGGACCCCAAAAACCUCAGCCGACUCUAUCCGGGGUGGAAACCUUGGGUAUGAUCUGGAAGUAUCCACUAAGUUGUAGAGCAAAUAAGCC
Alligator sinensis (Chinese alligator) is the source of this 5980-nucleotide messenger RNA. Its product is annotated as serine-protein kinase ATM. The record is from RefSeq and is a predicted model, not a curated record. Gene Ontology annotation, molecular function: protein serine/threonine kinase activity; protein binding. The coding region runs from base 139 to 5943 and encodes 1934 amino acids. Gene Ontology annotation, biological process: DNA repair. The transcript has 42 exons. NCBI's taxonomy places the organism in Eukaryota, Metazoa, Chordata, Crocodylia, Alligatoridae.